AUGGCUGCUACCGCUCUUGCUCAGGCCGCGGCCCCUGCGGCCCUGACCUCCUCGCUGUGCUCGAGCCAGCCUAAGGCGCUCUCCUCGUCCGCCUCCUUGACUGGCAUCAAGGUUGUCGCUCCCACUUUCUCCAAGAGCAAGCAGGCGCGCCGCAACCAAAUCAUUGCUGCCGCUAACGCCAAGGCGUCCGCUGCAGUGUCCGCGGAGGCCAAGGCCGCUCCUAAGACUAGCAACCAGUAUGCUAUCCAGGCGUUCACCAACUGGCUGCUGCUGCAGGAGCAGGCUGGGGUGAUCGAUAACGAGAUGACCAUUGUUCUGUCCUCCAUCUCCCUCGCCUGCAAGCAGAUUGCUAGCCUUGUCACCCGCGCCGGUAUCUCCAACCUUACUGGCGUGCAGGGCGCGCAGAACGUUCAGGGAGAGGAUCAGAAAAAGCUGGACGUCGUGUCUAACGAGGUCUUCGCCCACUGCCUGCGUGCCAGCGGCCGCACCGGAAUCAUUGCGUCGGAGGAGGAGGACACCCCCAUCGCCGUCGAGGAGUCUUACUCCGGCAACUACAUCGUCGUGUUCGACCCGCUUGAUGGCUCGUCCAACAUCGACGCUGCUGUGUCGACUGGCUCCAUCUUCGGCAUCUACCGUGAGCCUGAGGGCGGCUGCCUCAUCGACCUCGAGGAGGAUGCCACGCUUGACCAGAUUCAAGCCACAUGCGUCACCAACGUGUGCCAGCCUGGCAAGAACCUUCUCGCCGCUGGCUACUGCAUGUACUCGUCGUCCACCAUCCUGGUGCUCACCAUCGGCACUGGCGUGUUCGGGUUCACCCUGGACCCCAUGUACGGCGAGUUCGUGCUGACCCACGCCGACAUUAAGAUUCCCAAGUCCGGCAAGAUCUACUCUUUCAACGAGGGCAACUACGACAUGUGGACCCCCCAGCUGAAGAAGUACAUCGACAGCCUCAAGGACGCCAGCUCCGGAAAGCCCUACUCGGCGCGCUACAUCGGCUCCCUGGUGGGUGACUUCCACCGCACGCUGCUCUACGGAGGCAUCUACGGCUACCCCCCCGACAGCAAGAACGCCAACGGCAAGCUGCGCCUGCUGUACGAGUGCGCGCCCAUGAGCUUCCUGGCGGAGCAGGCGGGCGGAAAGGGCUCGGAUGGUUUCCGCCGCGUGAUGGACAUCAUGCCCGAACAGGUCCACCAAAGAGUGCCGCUUUUUGUGGGCAGCCCGGAUGAGGUUGAGAAGCUGGAGAAGUACCUUGCUGAGAAGUAA
Messenger RNA from Closterium sp. NIES-65, 1263 nucleotides. The record is from the annotation of a GenBank genome assembly. NCBI's taxonomy places the organism in Eukaryota, Viridiplantae, Streptophyta, Zygnematophyceae, Desmidiales, Closteriaceae.